This is a messenger RNA of Clupea harengus (Atlantic herring), 6647 nucleotides long. RefSeq lists its product as uncharacterized. The transcript is spliced from 4 exons. The record is from RefSeq and is a predicted model, not a curated record. NCBI's taxonomy places the organism in Eukaryota, Metazoa, Chordata, Actinopteri, Clupeiformes, Clupeidae. Bases 1101 to 4733 code for a protein of 1210 amino acids.
UUUGCAGUUAGCAAAACAUCCCAAACAGAAAGCUGUCAAUGCUUAAAAGAAUGGACAAGAAUUAUGGCUUCUGUUGACUUGUUGUGAUUAGGUUAAUAAGUCAAUUUAGUGGUGCUUUAUAUAGUGUUAGAAUUUAGAAUAAUAAGGAUGCACAAUCAUUAAGAUGCACCACUCAAUAAUCAUUAAGAGCAUACAUAUCUGUACAGGCUAUACUGACACCAGUCAUUAUUAUAUAUAGUUAUAGUUAAUGUAUAGCUAGUAUAUAGUAUAUCGUAUAUUAGUACUGCAUCCCAGAAGUAACAAAGUUAUAUGAGAAUCUGAGAGCAAAUAUGAACACUACUGCAACAGAACUGAAAAAUGCCACCACUGAUGCUAAAUGUAGAAGGAAACUCCUCUACAAUAGUAUGUUACUGAUGGAAAUACAUUGCCUUGCAUUUUGGCCGAGAUUCCAGUUAAUGGAAAACUGUCCAUUAAACAGUAGGCUAAGGUGGACAAUGUGACACAGAGUACUGCAUAAGUACAUUAUGUUGCUGCUGAAUCAUGUGGACAGCGUUGUGUGACCAAGUAAUUAAAUACGAAUAAUAAACAUUAAACUUGUUAAUUCAUAAACCCCCUUGUGUAUACAGGCUGUGGACUGCAGGUCCUCUGGUGCAGCAUCACAAUGGCCUCUACAUGAUGUCAUUUGGAACGGAAUGUUUACAGUGUUCUAGUUAGUUCAUACUGAACUUAGUUGUCUCGAAAAGACUACAAUAGGAUAAGAAUACAAAAGGUAUAAAGCAGCUCUGAAUGUUAUGAUUCCAGUAACUGUAGCUGGACAGUAUGAAAUCAAUUCAGAAUGUCCUGUAUCAAAAAGUCUCUAGAUUUGAAGAAAGUGUGUCUGCUGCUAAUCAAUCCAUUUUACCAAGGGGAUAAGUAGGCCCGUCCACACUGUGAGAUCAUCAUCAUUUCUCUUUAUGACAUAAGCAGUUCCAAUCUGUGUCUGUUGUUCAUUUCAGUGUGUUGAUGAGUUGUAAUGGAUGUUGAUGAUGUUUAGUGGUACUGGAUAUUUGAUCAAUAUUUGAUCAAAAUCAGAUUUUAAGUCUCAUCACAAACAAGCAAAAAUGGCUGAGGCCAGCGAAGGUCCAUCACUGCCUCCUCAUCCAUCAUCAAAUCAUUCUGAGCUUACACGCCCGUGUCCAAAAAUGUUCUCAGACUUUUGGCAGGAGCUUGAGUUUUCUCCUCUAAACAAAUAUCUCCAAGAUCUCUCUGAAGAAGAGUGGACACAUUUAAGUAAAGCCAUGCGUGAUCCUAUGACAAAAGCACAGUUUUUCGAAGUCUGCAUGUCCAUUGUGAAGAUUGUGAGCCUGAGCUCCAUGAAGAUCAUUAUUCCAGCAUAUAUCCGCAUGCUGCAGGAGGUUAAAUCUGCUGGCGGGUCCUCCAAAUCCCCAGUGAUGGGACUCACAGAGGAGGAUGUCCAGCAGUGUGUUGAAGAAAAUCUUAAGUCGCUGACUGCCGCCGGGUCAGAGGGCUCAGACACAUCUUCCUCUUCACAUGCGCUCACCUGUGCUGUUGCAAAGGAAGUGAUGUACAGGAUGAAAGCCACCCUCACAGCCUUAGGAAAAACAGCUUUGACGUGCUCGUGCCGUGGGGCUGAACGCAUGAUCCGUCGGGUCACACGGAGGAUUAACACAUGCCUUGGUUCACAGACAGCUCAGCAAACGUCAGCUUCCACUCCUGAGAACAGGAGCGUAGCCUCAGAUGUGGAUACCACCACAGGAGAGGUCAUGAGCAUUGUUCUCCGAACCAUGGAAAGUCAACUGGAUGAUCGAGAGGAUCAACAUGCAAAAGAAGUCCUUAACACCGUGGCAGCGACUGUGAAGAUGAUAGAGGCCCAAAACCAAACACAGAAAGGAGUAAGGUCUCGUAGUAGACAUUCAACACAAAGCAUAGACAAACUUUCAGACACAGAAUUUCAGGAGAAAGCCAGAAACGCUGUCAGUGAUGUGCUUAUGAAGAGACUUCAGUGGGGUGACCUCAGUGGGGAUGAAAAAGGAGGGACCCCAUCUAUUUCAAUGGCUGAUUCAGCAGCAUCUACUCUUACGGACACAUUUAUUGAGGAGAUGAUGUGCUUAGUGCAGUCUACUGAAAGUUUGCCUGAAUCAUUUGAUGGGGAUGAUGUUGAUACCCAAAAGAAAGAGGUGCAGUCUGCCGCCUUUGGGCUUUUCCGUAAAAUGAGAGCCAAGGUUACGGAUAUUUUUAACAUACCAAAGCCAUCAACAGAUCAAGACCUUAAAACAUCCGAAGAAGAUUUAGAGUCAUGCACUAAAAACAUUGUAAAUGAGAUUGUGAUGGUGUACAAGUCAGUGAGUGAAAAUGAUGAUACCAAGUCAUUUGGUGGUCAAUCCUCCAGAGAGUCUUUGGUGAAAAUGACACUUGUUAACAGUGUUUUUGCCCAGCUUAAGAAUUUGGCACAUGGCUCUGAAGACAUCCAAGUGGGUUCAAAUAAGGAGUUACAGUUGCCUCUCCAUCAUCAAAAGAGUGGUACCAGCAUGAAAAGCUCAAGCCUAUCCCCUAUCUCUUCUGAAGUAUGUCUUCAUACUCUCUCAGGUAAGAGCUUCCAAACAGAAGCUAUACAGGCAGUGAGUGGCGUUCUGAAAAAGUCUGUAACAACUUUAACCACUCUUACUGAGCCUGAGAAUCCAUCCACUGCUACGAGCCAGGACAGUGGAGCGGCUGCGUGUGAAAUUGUUGAGUCAUUUGUGAAGGACGUGAGUAGCUUUGAACAACUCAUUCAGGGAUCUGAAUCUGUGGAGGGGUCUGGAGGUCCUUCUGGAACUGACAACCAAAAAACGUCUGCUGCACUCAAACUAUACCAAAAAGUCAAGGUAGGGGUGAAAAAAUAUUUCAUAGCCAACACCUUCCAAAAUAAUACUGAAAACCCUGUUGAAGAAGGUUUGGAGAAUGUAGAGGCUGUUGACUCAUGCACAAAGAAUGUGAUUGGUGAAAUCAUUGGAGUGUACAAGUCAAAGGUGUCAGAUGAUGGUACAGAACAGCCAAUCCAGGAUGUGGGGGGCAUUAUAUCAGAGUUGGAGGGUUUGGCACAGUCAACUAACCCCCCAAAAAGCGAAGACAUUUCUCAUGGUUCUAAGAACAUCAGCACCAGAUCAAGUGCAUCUUCUAUCCAACUCCUCGCUGCCACUCUCCAAAAGCUCUCAAGUGAAAAGGUAUUUAAUCAAGCAAUCCAGCAAGUCAGUGAAGUUUUAAUUAAGUCUGUAAAGAGCCGUACAGGGUCAGACUCUUCUGUGCAACAAGACGGUUCUGUAAGCUUUUCAGAGGCAGAAAUGACUGCACUGGAUGUCACUGACACAGUUGUCAAAGGUGUGGAGAGCCUGUUACAAAUCCCAAGCCAAGGGACUAGUGUCAGUGAAUCACUUAUUUUCUCCGACUUGACUAUCCGGUCCACUACACGUAGUAUUUUUCAAAACUUACAGGGAAAAGUGAAAGACUUUUUCUCAAAACACCAUACUUCAGAUGAUAAGAUGAGCCAAAAGGAUACAAAGGAAGCCCCUAGUAAUAUGCUUGUUUCAACUCAAGAUGGGCAACCAUGCUCGAAUGACUCAACAACUAAAGAAGUGCAGCUACUGAGGGAUCUUGCAGCUGCCAUGCUAGAAGGGGCUAACAUCCAACCAGGUGAAUGCCUUUUAAGUUCUGAACCACGCUCAAACCCUCCCUCAUUAUCACCCUCUAUAUCUAAACCCAGCAGCUCAAAGACGUAUGAUGCACUCCCAGGUUCUCCUCAAGAGGAAAAUUCUCAGGCAUUCUCUAAAGAACUCAGUGAUCGGAUCAAGAGUCUUCUCUUGGAGAGCAACACAAGCCCUCAAGCCAUUACGUUAAUCGCCGGUAAAAGCUCAUCAGAUUCUGUGCUUUAUAUGAAAGAAAACAAAGGUGAAGAAAAGAAGCCGCAAGCUGCUCUUGAAAUGGUAUAUGUAUUUGCAGAGGAGGCAAUCAGGUGUUUGCUUCAACCAUAUUUCCAUCCUUCAAAACCGAACACAAACAAAGAAUUACCCCCACGGCCUGUUUACAGUAAAAUCAUUGACCUGUUCACUAGAGUGAUGGUUUGCCAAGUCAUUGACAAUGUAGCAACAGCCGUGGAACAGGAGGGAGAUGUUCACCCAGAUGAAGUCUUAAAGCAAAACCAACCUAGUCAACCUACUUCUAAAUCCAGUCUUGGACUUAUCUCAUCUUAUUCCACCCCUGACCUGUCUGAUGACAUCAUCAGGGACCUUGAAUGUUUGGAGGAGAACACAGAUACUGCACCAGAUUCUUCCUUGCCCCUUCUGGACUCUGACGACUACAGCUGCUUGGUCACCAUGCUGAUCCUAAGGUUACUUGCUAAGAUCAAAGACCAGCAACUCAUUUCUGCAGAUCUCUUGGAAGCCACCAGAGAGUUAAUUGAGAGGGUCCUCUUGGACUUUACAGAUGUGUCAGGAAUCCCAAAGUCGUCAACUCAUCUAAAGAAUGCAAAGGCUCAAAGGAUCUACAGAAUUGUUUAUGACUACCUAACAAAGGAAUUGGGCACAACGGCUGCCCUUAAAGCUGUUGAGACACAGGAUCUCUCCUUCGACCAGCUCCUGAUCAUGACCUUGACAAAAGAAUUAUUGCUCACAAGUGACAGGCAGGAUCCAACCACCCUGGAUACUCCACCACGUCGUAGGCCUCCCAAAUUGAGGAUCAAUCUAAAGGUAAAGGUCUAAAUAAGCACUGUAUAUUUCAAUCAUUCAUAAUUUUCAUGAAACAUUUAAACCUUCAAAAUAAUCACUCAAUACAUUGUGAGUUGUUAAUCCCAUUCACAUACCUUCAUUAUUCAACUUAAUCUUAUAUUCUUUUCCAGAGACGUAAAUCAGGCAAUGCCAAAGUGGGCCCUGUGCAUGAGGAUCAAGACACAAGUAAGUUUAAUUUAUCUGUAGACCCUCUUAUUCAUUCAGGCUUGGAUGGACUGAGCAGUAUCCUUUGUCUUGCCCUGGGCAUUAACGUAAAUUCUGUGAAAUGUCCCGUUCCUAACAGAGCCACGUGAAGCCACAACAGCACCUCUUCCCCCUGAGAAUGGUGGUUCACUGGAGUCUAAAAAAAGCUCUACCCUCUGCAAGGUUUUCUCAUGCUGUACUGUGUGCAAGUGAACCCUUCACACUCCAUGUGGACGUCCCAGACCUAAGUAACAAUCCCAAUAAAAAUCACUACAUGCACUUAUUCUAUAAAUAUAUCUCUGCUGUGAUACAUGAAUAUACACACAUAAAAUGUAUACAUACACACUACAAACAAAAAGUGCAUAAACAAACCCCCUCUCGUGUCCCUUUUGGCCAUGGCAUGAGAAAGCAAUAUGAACAUCUCUACGGGGAGCACGAUGUAGUCUUCCAGCCACUCAUAAAGCACCCCCAUAGAUCAUUUUGAAAUACAAACUUAAUGUACUCUUACUGUACAUGGAAACAUGCACAUUGACACAUUACAAGGCACACGAGCUGUCAGGUAUGUCAAGGAUGUGCACGUAUGAGGAUGUGCACGUAUGGUGUGGGGAGGCUCUGCCAGUGACCUUAUAACAUAUAGCCCCCCUGGCCAAUGAGGAUAAGACUGUACCCCAACACAUUUAUCUAGAGGUGAUCAGCUUCAGGAAACUUCAGGAUAGUUUUCCUAGUUAUCCAGUGAUACUAACUGAUCUCUGGUUAAUAUAAAGCACAUACUAUGCACUGAGAUCUCUCUGAAGCGCUGUGUCAGAGACAGACAAGCUGAUGAGAAGAACAGUGAUAUGAAUAAGAGGUUGAUCACUGACACUGACAUUGGCUUUGGAGAACAGUGAUAUGAAUAACAGGUUGAUCACUGACACAGACACUGACAUUGGCUUUGAAGAACAGUGAUAUAUGAAUAAGAGGUUGAUCACUGACACUGGCUUUGAAGAACAGUGAUAUAUGAAUAACAGGUUGAACACUGACACUGACACUGACACUGGCUUUGGAAUGCAGAUAAAUGCUUUGGCUUGUCAAGGUUGAGUGCUUCAGUCAAACUGCAAUCCCUGUUUGCCCAAGGCAAAGCUUGCUGCUCAAUCCAUCCCAGAUCUCAUUGGACAUUAGGACUGGUGUCAUUACUGCUCCCCCCACAGGGAGAGUGGUUUCAGACCAGAUCUCAUUGGACAUUAGGACUGGUGUCAUCAUUGCUCCUCCCACAGGGAGAAUGGUUUCAGACCAGAUUCUUCCUCUUGCUCUUUGAGAAGGCACCUGAAGCUGCUCCUCUCCCCUGACCUGACCUCAUACACCACAGGAAAACAAACAAACAAAAACGAAACAACAGCUCCUGUCACACGCAAACCUAUGGCAUUUACGGCCCACCUAAUGAUACACUGCAGCGCAGACUCACUCCAGUCUGGUUGUUCAGUCCAAACUCACGUCCAUAUGUGAGGAUCAAUAAUGAGUCAUUUUAGAUUGCUUUAUUACUGUUCUUUUAACAGCCCUUCAUUUGUUUUCAGAUAUUGUCUAACUACUCAAAUUGAUGACUCACUCAAUUCAGAGUGAUAAAACAGGUGGCAGAAGUAAUGCCCAACUCACCAGCGCUUCCAACACAAGCUGCAGCCACCAAUUGCCCUCAUUCUGUGAGUCAAGUGCUAAACAGUGAUUCAACGA